AUGGCGGAGGUGGCGGUCAGCAUGGUGGUCGGGCCACUGCUGUCCCUAGUGAAGGAGAAGGCGUCCAGCUACCUCCUGGAGCAGUACAAGGUGAUGGAGGGCAUGGAGGAGCAUCACAAGAUCCUCAUGCGCAAGCUGCCUGCCAUCCUCGACGUCAUCACCGAUGCCGAGGAGAAGGCGAGGCGCCGAGAAGGAGUGAAGGCGUGGCUCAAGGAGAUCAAGACGGUGGCGUACGAGGCGAACGAAGUCUUCGACGAGUUCAGCUACGAGGCGCUCCGCCGUGAAGCCAAGGAGAAGGGGCACAUCCGCAAGCUUGGCUUCGAGGGAGUGAAGCUUUUUCCUACUCACAAUCGUGUUGCAUUCCGUAAUAAGAUGGGCAACAAGCUUAGCAGGAUUGUGCAGACCAUCGAGGUCCUUGUGGCUGAAAUGAAUGCUUUUGGAUUCAAUUAUCAGCAACAAACACCAGAGUCCAAGCAGUGGCGUCAAACUGAUUCCAUUAUUAUUGACCCUGAGAAUAUUGCCAGCAAAUCUAGAGAUGCAGAGACGCAAAAGAUUGUUAAGAUCCUGAUUGAUAGGGCUAGCGUCGCAGAGCUCACUGUCCUUCCUAUCGUUGGAAUGGGUGGGUUGGGUAAGACUACCCUAGCUCAGCUCAUCUGCAACCACCCUGAUGUCAAGAAGCAUUUUGAGCUACACAAGUGGGUCUGCGUGUCAGACGAGUUUGAUGUUUUUAAGCUUGCAAACAAAAUCUGUAACAGCUCCGAAAAGAACCUUGAAGAGGCACAGAAGAAGCUCCAGGAUGAGCUUAAAGGAAAGAGGUAUCUUAUCGUGUUGGACGACGUCUGGAAUGAGGACGGUGACAAGUGGGAGAAGCUAAAAGCCAGCCUUAAGCAUGGUGGGAACGGUUGUGUCGUAUUGACAACCACUCGCAAGGAAGGAGUUACGGAACUAAUGGGUACAAUUAAAGCCCAUGACAUUGCACUUCUGGAUGAUGAAUCCAUAAAGGAAAUUAUUGAGACUAAGGCAUUCGGUUCGCAAGAGAAUAGGCCAGCUGAGCUACUGGACUUGGUUGAUGACGUUGUGCAAAGAUGUGCAGGAUCUCCCUUGGCUGCGAAUGCACUAGGAUCUGUGCUACGUGGCAAGACAAGUCCAGAAGAAUGGAAGGCUGUCCUAAGCAAAAACAUCGCCCAUAACAAGGAUGAGAAAAUCCUGCAUAUUCUCAAGCUCAGUUACGAUGACCUGCCAUCACACAUGAAGCAGUGCUUUGCUUUCUGUGCUGUGUUUCCCAAGGACUUUGAUAUUGACAUGGAACUCCUGAUCCAACUAUGGAUGGCAAAUGGCUUUGUUCCCAAAGAAAAAGACAUUAAUCUUGAAACCACUGGUAAACACAUUUUUGAGGAGCUUGUCUCAAGGUCAUUCUUUCAAGAUGUGAAGCAAGUCAGAGGGGACAGAGAGGACGAGGACGUGGAUUGGUAUUGCCCUAGGACUAUAUGUAAAAUGCAUGAUCUCAUGCAUGAUGUAGCACUGUCUGCCAUGGAAAAUGAAGUUGCUACCAUAACUGAUGAGAAGCCAAAGCAGAGUGAGUUUCUUCAAAACACUUGUCGCCAUAUAGCUUUGUUGUGUGAUGAGCCAGAGGCCAUUUUGAACGGUUCUCUGAAGACAAGAUCUCCAGCUAUCCAAACACUAGUAUGUCGUAGAAGAAUCAAUAGUUCACUGCAUCAUUUAGGAAAGUACAACUCUGUGCGAGCCUUAUCACUCUGUCAAAAUAAGGGUACAUUCCUACUGAAACCAAAGUAUCUACAUCAUCUGAGGUAUCUUGAUGUUUCAUGGAGUAAUAUAGAGUCACUUCCAGAAGAUAUAAGCAUCUUAUAUCAUCUGCAUACUUUAGAUGUCUCUUACUGUGAGAAUCUUAGUCAGCUUCCAAAGCAAAUAAAGUAUAUGACUGCACUCCGUCAUCUCUACACUCACGGAUGUGGGAAGUUGAAGUGCAUGCCUCCAAAGCUUGGGCAACUCACUUCCUUGCAAACACUCACUAAUUUUGUUGUGGGUGUAGGGUCUGAUUGCAGUAGUAUCGGAGAGCUGCAGCAUUUAAAUAACCUUAGUGGUUCACUACUGCUUAGUCAACUCGAAAAUGUGACAGAAGCAAUCGAUGUGAAGAUGGCCCAUCUUGGAAAUAAAAAGGAACUCACAGCAUUGUCAUUAAGAUGGACAGCUACCGAGGAGGAGAAACCAAACUGUCUUAAGGUCCUUGAAGGUCUGGAAGCUCCUCAACUUAAGGCUCUAAGGAUAAAUGGUUACCCAGGAACCAGUUUCCCAGCGUGGAUGAAUAAGCUGCCAAACAUGGUUGAGCUUCAUCUUAAAGGUUGUAAGAAAUUGAAGAAUCAUCCUCCACUGUGGCAAGUACCAGCUCUACAAGUUCUAUGUUUGGAAGGAUUGGAAAAAUUGCAAUGCUUGUGCGGUGGUGGUACAUUCUUCAAUUUGCCUAAUCUAAAGGAGCUUAUGCUGGUUGGGCUGCCUGCUUUUGACAGAUGGUGCGAAGUAAAAUGGCUCCUGAGAGAGCAGGUAAUAUUUCCCCAUCUUGAGAAGUUGUGCAUUGAGAAAUGUGAAAAGCUGACAGCAUUACCAGAAGCAGCACCACUUGGACAAUCAUGCAGUCAAAAUCAUACUGAGAUACGGUCAGCAUUUCCAGCAUUAAAGGUACUCGAAUUAAAAUAUCUAAAGAGCUUUGAUGGAUGGGAGGCUGUAGAAGCUACUCAAGGACACCGGAUAAUGUUUCCUCAUCUUGAAAAGUUAUCUAUUCGCAGCUGCCAAGAGUUGAUAGCUCUACCAGAAGCUCCACUGCUCGAAGAACUUUGUGGGGUACAUAAUAAAAUGGCAGGCUCAGCGUUUCCUGCAUUGAAGGUGCUAAAGUUGAAAGAGUUAGAUAAAUUUCAGAAAUGGGGGUCAACUGAUGAAGCAACUCAAGGACAACAGAUAAUAUUUCCGUGCCUUGAAGAUUUAUCAGUUCUCGAUUGCAAAAAUCUGAUAGCACUACCGGAAGGACCAUUGCUCCAAGAAUUGUGUGGUGAAGAUUAUGAAAAGGCACGCUCAGCAUUUCCGGCGUUGAAGGUACUUGAACUGGAGGGAUUGGAGAAUUUUGAGAGAUGGGAACAAGUUGGGGCAACUCAAGGAGGAGACACGAUGUUCCCACAUCUUGAAGAGUUAUCGAUUCAUGCCUGCCCAAAGAUGACAGCAUUACCAGCAGGUACAUCAUCUUUGGCACCAUCAGUUGGCCGUAGUGAUAUCAAAACAUGGUCAGCGUUUCCUGCAUUGAAGGUACUUAAACUGAAGGGAUUGGAGAAUUUUGAGAGAUGGGAACAAGUUGGGGCAACUCAAGGAGGAGACACGAUGUUCCCACAUCUUGAAGAGUUAUCGAUUUGUUACUGCCCAAAGAUGACAGCAUUACCAGCAGGCACAUUAUCUUUGGCACAGUCAUCAGUUGGACAUAGGGAUAUUACAACACGGUCAUUGUUUCCAAAAUUAAAGACACUCACGUUCUGUGCUUUAAAGAGUUUUAAGAGCUGGGGGGUCACGGAAGCGAUUAAUGGUGAACAGUGGAUGUUCCCUGACCUUGAGACUGUUUGUAUUUAUGAAAGCCCAGAGUUGACAACUUUACCAGAGGGACCAAAGCUCAGCUCAUUAACAAUACGAGACGGCCACCAGCAGAUCUUCUUAGCAGCAAUUCCUAGAGCUAUUGAUUCACUGUCCAAACUGGCGAUGUCUUUCAAAGAUGCAGAAACAGCCUUACCAGCUGAGCACGGUGCGUUUGAGCUGGCGGACAGCAACAACAUUAAAUCCCCUCUGACAAGACUGGAGCUAGGACGGGGCUGCGACUUGCUCCUCCACUCAAACGCACUAGCACUAUGGACUUGUUUUGUACAGCUUCAAGAUCUGAAAUUUAUUUACUGCGAUACACUUGUCUACUGGCCGGAGGAGGAGUUCCAGAGCCUGGUAUCCUUGAGGAAUCUGAAAAUUUGGUCUUGCAGUAAUCUGAUUGGAUACGCAACAGCUGUUCCUGGCCAACCAGAAUCAGAAAGGAGCCAACUUCUACCCAACCUCGAGUCUCUAGACAUAGGGGAUUGUGAAAGUCUGGUAGAGGUCUUCAACGUGCCCGCUUCUCUCAAGACAAUGGUUGUUUGGGGGUGUCCUAAUCUUGAGUCCAUAUUCGGCAAGCAACAGGACAAGCCGACAUUGAAUCAAGAGCCUAGCACUGACGUCAUGGCAUCCAUAGCUGCUGUACCACAGCUGUCUUCAUCGACCAGGGAUCACUUCCUUCCAUACCUUGAAUCGCUAACGAUACAAAGGUGUGGCGGCUUGUCAGAGGUUCUCAACCUUCCCCCAUCACUCAGGGAAAUAGAUAUUUUGAAAUGCGACAAACUACAACUCCUCUCGGGCCAGCUGGAUGCACUCCGAACACUAAAGAUUUAUUGCUGCCCAAGGUUGAUAUCACUGGAAUCUAGCUCUGGAGAGCUCCAAACUCUGGAAUGCCUCCGUCUUUGGGGUUGCGAAAGCCUAGCGCCUUUCUUGCCCGAUGGGCCACAAGCAUACUCAUCUCUUCGUAGGCUCAGAAUUACACGUUGUCCAGGUAUAAAGUCGCUCCCUUGGUCCCUGCGGCAGCGACUGGACAGCCUCGAUGACCAUCGUAAAGAUCUGGAUGCUCGUUACCAAGGUACCCACUAA
This is a messenger RNA of Miscanthus lutarioriparius, 4716 nucleotides long. The record is from the annotation of a GenBank genome assembly. NCBI's taxonomy places the organism in Eukaryota, Viridiplantae, Streptophyta, Magnoliopsida, Poales, Poaceae.